ACAAGACAGGAACACCGUCUUUGGAAUGAUAUAGGGUUAACAUUAAUCGUGUUCUGGAUCGUAAUAUGAAGACUAUCUACUCUUUACAUGAUAACUCCUCCGGAAGGCGCUGAGAGAGGUGGCAAGGGAUUCCGAAGCGGCCGCGGAAGCUACAGACGUCGCCUUCAACACCCGCUUGAAAGAACUGGAAGAAGCCAAGUCAAAACUCGUCACCAAAGAUGGAAUGUUACGAAAGGAAAUAGCGGAAGAGGAGAACAGCAUCGUCUCAAUUCGUCAAAGUUUGCAGGACAAGGAAUCGCCUCUGCAAGUGGCCCAAAGCCGCCACUGGACUCGCUCCUUUCGACCCGGGGCGGACCGCUGUCUAGAUCAGCCCCAUUAUAGGCUCAAGGACGAACUUGACGAGCUGCCCCAGAGCAUCGAAUCCCUCCGUCAGCGUCUGAGGGCUAGCGAGGACACGCUGGAGGAGCUGCACCGCCUUCACGAAGACUUUUCCAAGGAUAUCCUCAACAGGGAACACACUAUCAGUUUAGAGCGCCGCUGUGUCGCCGUCAGGAGUCUCAGACAGACCCAGGAGAAGCUUCAAGGACUGUAAGGAAGAUGGGGAAGAUGAGAAGAGGAAAGGAAAAGGGGGAGAUGAGAAGGAAAUGAAGAAGGAAACAAAGGGGAAAAGGAGGAGGAAGGAGUAUAUUAGAAAAGAUGUCAAGAAUAAAAAAGAAAUGUGGCUGUUCAUUUGUUAUUCGAUAGGCUUAUUGAAUCUGUCUAACUUUAUUAGUUAUGUUAUAGUUAGUUUCAUUAGAUAAUUACAUUUUUCCCAAAUAGAAAACUAAGGGAUCUUUCACUCAACUUUAUCCUUUUCUUCUCUGAAAGCAAACAAGAAUGUGAUUACGAAUGCAUUUAUCUCUCCCUCUAUUGUGUACCAUAAUCCAUUUAUGUAUUUAGUCAUAUCUUCUACCAUGCUGUGUUUUGCCUUUCACAUAUGUAAGUAAACAUGCGUUACACACACACACAUAAACACAAACACACGCACAUACACUCAA
Messenger RNA from Penaeus monodon (black tiger shrimp), 1037 nucleotides. Its product is annotated as tektin-4-like. Bases 224 to 592 code for a protein of 122 amino acids. Gene Ontology annotation, cellular component: nucleus; microtubule cytoskeleton. The transcript has 3 exons. Gene Ontology annotation, biological process: cilium movement involved in cell motility; cilium assembly. The record is from RefSeq and is a predicted model, not a curated record. NCBI's taxonomy places the organism in Eukaryota, Metazoa, Arthropoda, Malacostraca, Decapoda, Penaeidae.